UGAAGUCCCGAAAAAAACUUGCUAGUGUCUUACCGCUAGCCCGAUGGCGAGGCUUGCGCAAAAAUCCGCGUGUUUGCAUCGCUUCCGAGCAUAGAUCGCUGUCUGGGACACGGCACGUGGUCUUGAAGCACAGCGAUACCCGCUCACCGCACGCCAGUCGCUGCGCGAGCGUUGAACUGCGAGCAAGCAGCAGCACACGGAGAGCACUGCAAAACCGAGACGCGUGCGACGAUGGCGACCCCACCGGCCCCACCCAAAUCUAACACGCGCAGAGAUGCCCUCCUCAAGCUGGAAGCCCAGGUCCAGCGGCAGUGGGAGACCGAAGGCACGUUCGAGGCCGACGCCGAACAGGGCAAGCCCAAGUUCUUCGUGACCUUCCCGUCCUGACGCAGCGUCCAACAACACAAGAGAAGAGAGGAGGCGAGGGAUGACGCGCGAGAAGACAGGGAACGGCCCGCGGUUGUCCCGGGCCCCGCGAGUACGCGGAACGAACCUGCCCGGGAGCCCGCGUGCGCCCAUGCCCGCGGCUCGCAUUUUACAAAUGCUGUCUGACGCCUCCUCGUCGUACCGUACCGAGAGAGUGUACCGUAUGAACGUAACUAUGCACGUACAGGUACCCCUACAUGAACGGGAGAUUACAUUUGGGACAUGCCUUCUCACUCACGAAAGCGGAGUUCGCCGCUGGUUUCAAAAGAUUGAGAGGAUAUAAUGUCUUAUUCCCCUUCGGCUUCCACUGCACGGGCAUGCCGAUUCAAGCAGCAGCCAAUAAACUAAAAAACGAGAUCGCAACCUAUGGCAAUCCUCCGCAGUUCCCGGAAGACAAGCCGCCCGCACCGACGAAAGAAGUGGACUCCCUCGCGAAGGAGAUGGCCGCCCUCGGCAAGAAGGGCAAGGCCAAAAAAGCGAAGACGGGCCAGAAGGCCGCGGGUACUUCCUACCAGUGGCAAGCUCUGGAGAAGAUGGGUAUCCCUGCCAAUGAAAUUGCUGCGUUUGCGGAACCGUACCGGUGGCUGGACUACUUCCCGCCCUAUGGUGUGUCGGAUUUGAAGAAGUUCGGGGCGUCCAUCGACUGGCGGCGGUCAUUUGUCACUACGGAUAAAAACCCGUACUACGAUUCGUUUGUGAGAUGGCAGUUCUUGAAAUUGAAAGAAGGUGACCGCAUCGCGUAUGGUAAAAGAGCUAAUGUGUACGCCGUGAAAGACGCGCAGUGCUGCGCCGACCACGAUCGUAGUUCAGGGGAAGGAGUGGGCCCGCAAGAGUACUCUCUUAUUAAAUUGAAAGUUGCUGAUAGCAAUUGGCCUUGUUUAAAAGCGUGUGGCGACAGUGAGGUGUUUUUGGUGCCCGCGACGCUGCGACCGGAAACGAUGUACGGGCAAACGAAUUGCUAUGUGUUGCCGUCGGGCGACUACGGCGCCUUCCGGCAGGCGAACGGCCAGAUCUUCGUCAUGUCUCACAGAGCGGCCGUCGGCCUGAGCCACCAGGGCGCCUUCACGCCGAAUCCGAACGGCCCCGACGACUUCCAUGGCUAUUCAAAGGAGUGGGGCAAGCCCGAGUUGGUCGGAGCGCUGUUCAAGGGUAGCGAACUACUCGGAUGUCCGCUCAAGGCCCCGCUCGCGAAGUACGAUAUAGUCUACACUCUACCCCUUACGACCAUCAGUAUGGUCAAAGGUACCGGAGUAGUUACCAGUGUACCCUCGGACGCGCCGGACGACUGGAUCGCGCUCCAUGAAUUGAAGACUGACGAGAAGUUACGUACUAAGUACGGCAUCGAAGAGAAGCAUGUAGCGUUUGAUGUGGUACCUAUAAUAAACAUCAGCGUCGAAAAGUCGGGCGAGGGCAAGACGGCGAAGAAGGCCUGGUCGUCGGACAAGUCCGCCGAGUACUGGUGCGAGGAGCUCAAGAUCACGUCUCAGAAGGAUGCGGCCAAGCUCAAAAUUGCGAAGGGCGAGACUUAUUUGAAUGGGUUUAAUUAUGGGAUCAUGUUAGUCGGGCCUCAUAAAGGUGAAAAAGUGUCGGACGCGAAGCAGAAGGUCAAGGACGAGUUAAUUGCUUCCGGUGAUGCUCUGCUGUAUUUUGAACCGGAAAGUCAGGUGAUGUCCCGGUCGGGCGAAGAGUGCAUCGUAGCGCAUACGGAGCAGUGGUACCUGAAGUACGGGGAAGAGGCCUGGCGCAACGGUGUCAUGAAGCACGUCGACGAAAGUUUCGAGGCCUACAACGCGGAGUGUCUCGCGCGGUUCAAGUACACGCUCGGGUGGAUGCGCGAGUGGGCGUGCUCUCGUUUAUUUGGCUUGGGCACGAAGAUCCCCUGGGACGACGGCUGGGUCAUCGAAUCCUUGUCGGAUAGUACCAUUUAUAUGGCCUAUUACACCGUAUGUCAUGUGUUACAGGGUAGUGGUUCCACGAAUCUCGAUGGUUCUCAAGAAGCGAACUUCCCCGCCUCGGCGCUCACCCCAGAAGUCUGGGACUACAUCUACCAAUCAAACGCGCCGAAGCCCUCCACCACUAUCCCUGACGCACUCCUCGAGAAGAUGCGCAGCGAGUUCCAGUACUGGUACCCCAUGGACCUGCGAGUGUCCGGUAAAGAUUUGAUCGGCAACCACCUGACGAUGUGCCUGUAUAAUCACGCGGCGAUCUGGCCGAACGAGUCGGAGACGCGGUGGCCCCGGAGCAUGUACACGAACGGUUUUGUACUACUCAACGGGGCCAAGAUGUCCAAGUCGGACGGCAACUUCUUGAUGCUCGACGAGGCCAUCGACUUGUACUCGGCGGACGCGGUUCGCUUUGCCUGUGCGGACGCGGGCGACACGUUGGAGGAUGCUAAUUUUGAGCAGAAGCGGGCCGAUAGUGCGGUGACGAUGUUAUAUGUCGAAGAAAUCUUCGCGCGGGCGGCCAUGCGCGAUCCUACGGUAGGAAAAAAGGACCAGCUGCUCUUGAGAGAUGGAGAAUUGUCUUAUUUCGUCGACCGCGCGUUCAAGAACGAGCUCGGUGCUAUGAUAGCCGAAACUCUAUCAUGCUACGAGACCAUGCGGUGGCGCGACGGCAUCCAGGCCGGCGCCUUUGGGUUGCAGUUACUGAGAGAUGCCUAUAGAGACUGGUGCGCGAAAUCGGGCGUGCCGAUGCACCAAGGUUUGUUAGUUGAUUAUGCUCGGGUGCAGGCAGCUUUACUCGCGCCGGUGUGCCCGCACUUUAGCCAUCACGUCUGGUUCGACGUGCUCAAGGAGAAAGCAGCGAUUAGUUGGCCGGCUGAAAGGCCAGUUGAUAAAGCUCUUUCGAGGUCCUACGGCUUUCUGCGGUCGGCCGCGCGGCAGCUUAGGCUCGACUCCGCGAAGGAGCUCAAAUCGCUCAAGGGCAAGAAGCCGGCCGGCGCCUACGUUUACGUGGCCACGACCUACCCGGACUGGCGCAAGGCCGUGCUCAAGACCGCACGCGCCGUCUGCAACGGGUCGCUGGUCGAGAAGAAGGAGCUGCUCGGGGCGCUGAAGAAGGACCCGGCGUUCGCCAAGGACGGGCCCUUCGCGAAGCAGGCCAAAUUGGCCAUGCAGUUCGGGAGCUUCCAGCACGUGCUUUUUCUGCGUCCUUUACGCCGUCGUCGCGUCGAUGGCGUGGAGGUUACGCCGUCGCCGUGACCGCCGCGUAACCCUUUACAUCGACGCAGGACUACGCGGCGGAGGUCGGGUUGGGCGCGUUCGACGACGUCCUGCCCUUCUCCCAGGUCCAGAUUCUGGAAGAGUCGAAGACGUACGUCCAGAAGAACAUCUGCGGCGGCGACUUAGAUAUUACGAUCGUCGACCUCGACGCCACGCAGGACGCGCCGGGGCCGGAGAAGAAGAGGGCGAACGCGUCGCCGGGCAAGGUGGCGCUGCACGUCUUUGCGGCCGAGGCGUGAGGCGGCGACGGCGUCGUUGGGGGAGUAAGUUCUCGCAGCCACAGCCUAGUAAACCCG
Molecule: messenger RNA, 3943 nt
Organism: Pelagomonas calceolata
Lineage: Eukaryota; Pelagophyceae; Pelagomonadales; Pelagomonadaceae
Source: the annotation of a GenBank genome assembly